GUUCUUCUCAAGGGGCCUUUGCGUUAAUGUUUCCCUGGCCAUGAUCUGAGCACAUCAUCUUUGUGGCUGAGGAACGAAAACACACAGCGCUAUUUAGAGGUGUGGGAAGGCACCCAAGCCUUCUGGCUCGCUAGCCGAGUACCCUCUGCCCGGGAACACCUGCCAAGGCUGGCCUGUGCCCGCACAGCCGGGCCGCGGGUGGGUCGCGCAGCGCCCGGGGCUGCGGCCGGUUCGGCCCCGGCUCGACCCCGCUCCGCAGCGCAGUUUCCGGGAGCCGCGGGCAGGUGAGGAGGCGGCGGCGGCCGCGGGCGGAGCGGAGCGGAGCGGCCGCUAUGAGGCUGCUGCUGCUCGCGUGUCUCCGAGCGCAGACCGGCAACGCCACCACGGCCGCUAGGAUUCAGAAUCAUCUACAUGCUGCAGGUCAUACCUGUAUUCUUAAAGAUGCUUUCAUGUACGAAAGUCCAGCUGAAAUAGCAAAUCUGACCUCCACAGACAAGUUUGAUGCAGCCCUGGCCAUUCACCUUUAUAAAGGAGGCAGACUUCUGCAAGGUAGCAGAAUUCCUUUUGGAAUCAUCUUUGGUGGGACAGAUGUAAAUGAAGAUAUCAAAUGCCAAGAGAAGCGCCAGGUAAUGGGAGCAGUGUUGGAGAAAGCCAGGUUUGCAGUGGCUUUCACAGUGAAACUGAAGGAGCUGGCAGCAGCAGAGUGGCCAGAUGCUAGGAAGAAAAUAUAUGUCCAAAGUCAAGGAAUUAAGACUGCACCCAGUGACACAUUUGACUGGUACAGAUUUCUACAAAAUGCAGCCAUUCCUGCAAACACAGACCGUUUCCAUCUGUUUCUUUUGAUAUGUGGGCUUCGCAGAGUCAAAGACCCUCUGUAUUUAGUAGAAGUUUUCUCAGAUUGGCACAGAAAGGACCCCAGUGUCCACCUGGGCAUUAUUGGACCUGCAGUUGAUCCAGUUUUUACAAGUGAAGUUAAGGAGAAAGUUAAAAGGGCCCCUGGGGUACAUCUGUUGCCGGAGCUGCCUCAGGAGGAGCUGCACGCUGCUGUGAGGAGGUGCUUUGCCGUGGUGAACAGCUCCCUCUCCGAGGGGAUGUCUGCUGCCAUCCUGGAGGCAAUGGAUUUAGAAAUUCCAGUGCUGGCUAGGAACAUUCCUGGGAAUGCAGCAAUAAUAAAGCACAAGGAAACAGGACUGCUGUUUUCAAAUCCCCAGGAGUUUGUUGUGCUGUCCAAGAGUUUGAUGAAUGACCCCAUAAUGGAAAAAGAAAUUAUAACAAGGGCCAAAGAUUACAUGAAGAAACAUCAUUCCUGGGAAGGUGAAAGGAAAACCUACCAGAAUCUUGUGCUGAGACUCCAGUGACUUGCAAGACUCCAGCUGACAGCCAGUAGAGCACUUUAAUGAUGGAAAUGUGAUUAGGUUUGGGUUUCUCUUGGGUUUUCUUCAGAAAAAUAGUCAGACAGGCAUUGUUAUUCUGUUCAAACAUACCAAGAUCUCAGCUGCUUCCCAGUGUCCCAGGUGUCCAGCUCAGCUCCCUGUGCCUGUGUGCCAGUUCACCCCAGAGCAGCAGGAGGAUGCCCCUGGAGCAGAGCCCAGCUGGUUGCUGUGAGGAGGCCUCAGAGGGUGGAGGAUUUCCUGCACACAGGGCAGCUCUCACCGCACAGAGCUUACGGGAAAUGUUCUGCCCGUGGUGCAUCCCAAGCCCCGGCAGCAGCAGCAGCUUCCUUUCCACUUACACCCAUCUGAACGGACUCAGGUACCCACCCCAGAGCUGCUGCCAAAGCCCAGGCUCCACAAACAGAGCAUUCCCUUCUUACCAUGACACCUUCCCUCAGACCAGCAGCGAGCACAAGAAGCAAAGGGAAUGUUGAUGCUUGGGGCAAGGGAGGAGCACAGGGCUUGUUCUGUGCUGCCCCCCGAGCCCCUGCAGCCCUUCCAGAGCAGCUGCUAUGGCCCAGCAGUCCUGUGCAUACGUUUUUUUCCUGGGGACCAGAGCAGGAGGUGGCCCAGACCUGGCUCAGGUGCCAGAGCUGUGCAGUGCCCUGGAGCAGUGGCUGUUCACAGACAGAGAUGCUCUGUUACAUAAACUACCUCUUGAGUUUGCCAGUUCCUUUGGUACCUCUGUGAUUUACUUAUUUAGUAAAAGAUUUAUGAGACCUAUAAAAAGGGGGGGGGGGUGUAUUUUCAGUUUACUGUGUUUUGGUACUGCUUGUUCUUAUUUGUGGCUUUGCAGGAUGUAUUGCAAUAUAAUGCAGCAGGCUGUCUUAAAGUGAGACUGAUCUCUGCUUAAAGUCCACACUAAUCACCCUUGUCAGCCCAGGGCUCAUGGACAUAUCUUUGUGUCUGUAACUGGUCAUCAAAGGACUUGCAGCUAGAGGAAAAAAAAAAAAUGAGGGUCAUAUUUCUAACUACUUGGUGGUAGGAAACUGUUUGCUUUGUGUAGUCUCCAUCCUGCCCCAAGGAGAGCCUGGGAAAUGUUUUCUGUUGACUUCAGUGGCUGUUGUGUCAGACUUCUCUUUGUAAUAAUGAAGUUCACUGUGUAUUUUAAGCUUUCCUCUCUAUUUCUUAUGUUUUGCAAGAGCCUGGUACAGUAAACAAGAAAGCAGUUUGAA
Molecule: messenger RNA, 2608 nt
Organism: Corvus hawaiiensis (hawaiian crow)
Lineage: Eukaryota; Metazoa; Chordata; Aves; Passeriformes; Corvidae
Gene: GLT1D1
Product: glycosyltransferase 1 domain containing 1
Exons: 12
Coding region: 333-1358 (341 amino acids)
Molecular function (GO): glycosyltransferase activity
Source: RefSeq, a predicted model, not a curated record